Messenger RNA from Chelonia mydas (Green sea turtle), 10160 nucleotides. RefSeq names its product G protein-coupled receptor kinase 4 (gene GRK4). Gene Ontology annotation, cellular component: cytoplasm. The transcript is spliced from 16 exons. Bases 200 to 1927 code for a protein of 575 amino acids. NCBI's taxonomy places the organism in Eukaryota, Metazoa, Chordata, Testudines, Cheloniidae. The record is from RefSeq and is a predicted model, not a curated record. Gene Ontology annotation, molecular function: ATP binding; G protein-coupled receptor kinase activity. Gene Ontology annotation, biological process: protein phosphorylation; signal transduction; regulation of signal transduction.
CUCCGCCCCCCUGAGCAGAGGAGGGAGAGGGCGGUGAGUGAGUGAGUGAGUGAGGGACGGGUGGUAGGGGAGAGGAGAGCCCAGCACUAGCCCUCGGGGCCGGAUGAGUGGAGCCCGGGUGUCCCGGCGGUGGCGGGGCAGGAGGAGGGGGCGAAGGAGGUGGUGGCUCUGAGGGGGCAGCGGGGUUGGAGCCCUGAUCAUGGAGAUCGAGAACAUCGUGGCCAACACGGUACUGCUGAAAGCCAGGGAAGGAGGGUGUGGCAAACGGAAUGGACGCAGUAAGAAAUGGAAGGAAAUGCUAAAGUUACCACAUCUCAGUUUUUGUGAAGAUCUUAGACAUUCAAUCGAAAAAAACUAUAACCAGCUCUGUGACAAGCAGCCAAUAGGGAGACUUCUCUUCAGACAGUUCUGUGACACUAGGCCAGAUCUGAAGACAUGCAUUGAAUUCCUGGAUGCGGUGGCUGAGUAUGAAGUGUCUUCAGAUGAAAAGCGUAAAGAUUGUGGUCUGAAAGUUUUAGACACAUACUUCACUAACGGGUCUGCAGCCCACUUACCGGAAAUACCUCAGGAUGCAGUGAAUGAAUGUAAAACAAGACUGGAGCAGAACCCUUGCAAAGAUCUUUUUAAUGACUGCACUAGGGUUAUCCAGGAUUAUUUAAGUGGAGCACCAUUUGAAGCUUACCAACAAAGCAUCUAUUUCUCCCAUUUUUUACAGUGGAAAUGGUUGGAAAGGCAACCAGUAACCAAGAACACAUUUAGACAUUACCGAGUACUAGGCAAAGGAGGAUUUGGAGAGGUAUGUGCUUGCCAAGUGCGGGCAACAGGAAAAAUGUAUGCUUGUAAAAAGCUAGAAAAAAAGAGAAUAAAGAAGAGAAAAGGAGAAUCGAUGGCAUUAAAUGAAAAAAGAAUUUUAGAAAAAGUGAAUAGUAGAUUUGUAGUUAGUUUAUCCUACACCUAUGAGACUAAAGAUGCCCUUUGUUUAGUAUUAACCAUUAUGAAUGGAGGGGAUUUGAAGUUUCACAUUUACAACAUGGGAAAUCCUGGCUUUGAUGAAGAAAGGGCUGUUUUCUAUGCUGCAGAGCUCUGCUGCGGCUUGGAGGACUUACACAGAGAGAGAAUUGUUUACAGAGACUUGAAGCCUGAAAAUAUUCUCCUUGAUGACCGUGGACACAUCAGGAUUUCAGAUCUUGGAUUAGCUGUGCAGAUCCCAGAAAGAGAAACAGUCCGAGGGCGGGUUGGAACAGUUGGAUACAUGGCUCCAGAAAUCCUCAACAAUGAAAGCUAUACAUUCAGCCCUGACUGGUGGGGUCUUGGCUGCCUAAUUUAUGAAAUGAUUCAGGGACAAUCACCAUUCAGGAAGCGUAAGGAAAAGGUCAAACUGAAUGAGAUAGACCGAAGAGUGAAGGAAGACCAGGAAGUGUACUCGGACAAAUUCUCAGAGGAGACAAAAUCCAUCUGCAGGAUGUUACUUGCCAAAGAUCCAAAGGAAAGAUUGGGGUGCACUGGAGAUGGAGCUGCUGCUGUAAAGCAGCAUCCCAUUUUCAAGAAUAUUAACUUCAAGAGACUGGAAGCAAACAUGUUAGAACCUCCGUUUUUACCAGAUCCACGUGCGGUGUAUUGUAAGGAUGUCUUGGAUAUAGAGCAAUUCUCCACAGUAAAAGGAGUGAACCUGGAUAAUACAGAUGAUGAUUUCUAUUCCAAAUUUGUUACAGGCUGUGUCUCAAUCCCUUGGCAAAAUGAGAUGAUUGAAACAGAAUGCUUUCAAGAGCUCAAUAUAUAUGAAACUGAUGUCACCUUGUCAACAGACCUAGAUACGAGCAAAGAUACUCCUAGACCAAAGAGAGGCUUCUUUCACAGACUCUUCAGGAGAGGGGUCUGUUUUAAAUCUGGUUACAUUGAUGAUGAAGAGGAGUCCUCUAGACUCUAAAUCAGAGAAUUAUAGUCCAAAAAUAAAAGGAUGAAUGAACUCUGAAUGUUUUUAUCUAUGUAAAGUGUAUUAUAAAUUUAAAAAAUUAUGUAUGGGCUUUCAGAUAUUGUAUAUUUGUACUUUAGUUUAAAGUGUUAAGAUGUAUAUUUUCACUAAAUCUUUAUUGUAAAAAAGCCAUGAGUGCCACUUAAGUGUAAGUGUGUGAUAUAUUAUGUAUUUUAACUGGAAUGAAUCUGGAAAUACUUAAGGGUUUUAAAGUACAGAAACUUAUGCUAUCUGUGAUAUGGAUGUUACUUGGCUUUGGGGAUGAUUUUGUUGUUGUUCCUGGCAACUCUACUGAAUGGCACUGUUUCUUAGUCCUCAGAAUAUUAUUUAGGUUUAUUCUCAAUUGUCAUACUGAUUAGUAUUAAUAUUUCUGGUGUUAAUAACACUUCAUUUCUGUUUGCUGUUAGAUUGCACCCUAAUGUAGUUCCCAAGUCAUUUAAAAUGAAACUGCAAGGAAAAGAAGGAAUGAGUUCAGUGCACUGUGACCAGUUUCUGUAAAAUACUUUUUACAAGUUUGGAUUUAAAGACUAUUUGUUUGUCUCAAAUAGUUCUUGUUUUGUAUAUUGUGUGUAAUAUAUAUUGCCUUGUUUUUGCAACAAACUUAAUUUCUCCAAAUGUUGAUAUCAGAGACAGUAAUAGAUUUCUGACUAAGUAUGUGUAUAUAUAUAUUCCCCCAUUUAUCAGAAAGAUAAAUCAUUUCUCUGUAUCUUUUUAGAAUAAUUGCCUUUCUAUUCAUAUCUUUGUCAGGAGUGAACAUAACAGGAAUUCCAGAUUUUUUUUAGAAGUAGUAAUUUAUGAUUUUGGUCCAUAGCUUUCCCCUUCCCAACUUUAGAUAUAGCUUAUCUGAGUAAGGCCUUUGUCUACACUGGAAUCAGAACCAUGCCAGCUAUACAGCUUGACUAUGUUUUGAAUAUUUCAUGGUUAUUGCUAACAGGAUUUCCCUAAGCACUGUGGACAGAACUUUUUUCCCUGCGAUUGUUAGCCAACUCCAUGCUAUAGGCUUUCAUUUAUAGCAUGUGCUGGUAAGUCAGAAUCACGAAAUGGUAUGAUCUGAUCUACCACACAAUACCUCCUUGCUUAUUGCUAUUGUAGAUUCUUACAUUUUGAUGACAGCGUUGACUGUGAUCAUGACUACUGAGUAAAAAUAAAACUAAUAAUUAAGAAUCUUUCUGUAUGAACUCUUAAACACACCAAAAAAGAAUAAUUCCAUAAGAAAAAAGCCCCACUGAUAUUCUUUCAUAAAGGUGGAACUGGUACUGCUACCUGUAGAUAUGAUUGUUCAAGACUUCCCAUUAUAAGACACCAUUUUUUUGUUGCUUAUAACUUUGCCAAAUUUUAACCUUCUUGGCUGAACCUAUCCAACCCAGAUGUCUGCCUGACUCUUUCUAUCUACCUAUUAAAAUUGUUCAGAUGUUUCUAAGAUCACAUUAAGAUCCAAACAACACAUUUUGCCCAUGUUAUAAAUAUUCUUACAACUGUUUCAUUGAGAGGCUGUAGUGUUUCCAUACGUUGGAUCAGGAACUUGAAAUCUGGGCAGCGCAGUUUACUCCAGAGUCAGGAAUGUGCCUUUGCCAUCCCCAGAAAAACUUAACCACAUUUGACCAAGUUAUAAGCCUUAGAAAAAUUGAAGUUUGUGCAUGCUCAGAGACUUCCUUGACAGCUAAAUUUUCUGAAGAUUCCAUCUGCGCUGAGCAUGCUCCAUUCCCUUCACAGCUCCUGUGUGACAAAUGGACUGCAUAUAUGCCAUUUGCACAGAGCAACUGAGCAUGCUUCAACCCAAGGCUCAGAACAGGACUUUUCCUGCAAAUGCUGCUCCUGGCUGCUGGGGGUAGUUGUAACCCAUAGGCACAUGAACUGAAAUCAGGGAGACUCUCCUGUGCUCUCAAUACUCCCAUUGCUGGCACCCAGGUAGUAUGGAGAAGUAGAAAAUGGCCACAUUGGAAUGCACAGAAGUGGGAAAUGGGGGCAAGAAGGAAUGUGAGGGGGUUGCAGGAACCAGAGGCUUGGGGAAGCAGAGGACGAAGGGGACAGGAGCCAGGGGAUUGGAGUGUGGAUAGACUCAGAUGGAGAAUGAGCAUGAGCUGGGAUGGUGCACACAGGAGCAGAGCGAGACAGACAGGCUAGGGGUAUAGGAGUAAGGGCAUAACCAUUGGACAAUUUGGGACAUUUACCAGAUAGAGAACAGUGGUUUUACUUCUCUGAUUUGAUUAAUAUAAAUGUUACGUUAAAACUUCUGGUUUUUAGUGUAGUGAUACAAAGGUAACAUUAACAAUGGUGGACAUAUGGAGUGACGUAUGGACUUAAUAGCAAUUUAGAGCAAGUUGGGCAAGAAUACCAUGGCCCCAGCCUGAGAGAUUUUAAAUGAUGAAACCACAGGUAUCAGCUUUAAAUAGAGUAAAGAAAAUAGUAUAUUUUUAUUUGCCAUGCAUGUCAAGCUCUCAAAAUCAAAUAAGAUACUAUCUUUUUUUAUAUAGACAAUACCUUAAUUAGGAAAUCAACUACUAUAACACCCUUACUCUAUCUGAUCUAAACAAAGUUAUAUUUCCAUAACACAGGACAGCAGCUAAGGAAAUAAGAGUGUUAAAAAUGUUGGAGAACUGAAAGAUUUGCAGAAAGUACAACAGUGACUUCUUAUAACUAUCCAUAGUAAAUAGCAAGUGACAUCAACCCUUCUCAAUAAUCUGAGUUCUUAGUCAUUACUCACCUAAGUUGGGAAAACAAGGCAAGAUGCAUGCAGGGCUUCCAUUGACUUCAGUGGGACCUGUGCUCAGGCACUCCUGCAGAAUUUGGACCUUGUGGUGUAACUAAAAAAGUAUCUGUAUGAGCAAAGUUUCAAAAUUAGGGCAAUUGUAACCUAAACUAUGCUUCUGUUCUCUCAGUUCCACCAAUUAAGAAAAAAAAAAUUGCAGUUCCUCACUGACUGACAGUUAAUGACACCAGUUGGCUGGGAGGAUGCCCUGCCCACUGUUGGGCCUCCCUCAGGGUAUGUCUACACUAUGGAAUAAGGUCGAAUUUAUAGAAGUCGGUUUUUUAGAAAUCGGUUUUAUAUAUUCGAGUGUGUGUGUCCCCACAGAAAAUGCUCUAAGUGCAUUAAGUGCAUUAACUCGGCGGAGUGCUUCCACAGUACCGAGGCUAGAGUCGACUUCCGGAGCGUUGCACUGUGGAUAGCUAUCCCACAGUUCCCGCAGUCUCCGCUGCCCAUUGGAAUUCUGGGUUGAGAUCCCAAUGCCUGAUGGGGCUAAAACAUUGUCGCGGGUGGUUCUGGGUACAUAUCAUCAGGCCCCCCUUCCCUCCCUCCCUUCGUGAAAGCAAGGGCAGACAAUCGUUUCGCGCCUUUUUUCCUGAGUUACCUGUGCAGACGCCAUACCACGGCAAGCAUGGAGCCCGCUCAGGUAACCGUCACCGUAUGUCUCCUGGGUGCUGGCAGACGCGGUACGGCAUUGCUACACAGUAGCAGCAACCCAUUGCCUUCUGGCAGCAGACGGUACAAUACAACUGGUAGCCGUCCUCGUCAUGUCCGAGGUGCUCCUGGCCACGUCGGCUGGGAGCGCCUGGGCAGACAUGGGCAAAGGGACUAAAUUUGGAGUGACUUUACCAGGUCAUUCUCUUUAGUCCUGCAGUCAGUCCUAUUGAACCAUCUUAUGGUGAGCAGGCAGGCAAUACGGAUUGCUAGCAGUCGUACUGUACCAUCUUCUGCCGGGCAGGCAAGAGAUGACGAUGGCUAGCAGUCGUAUUGUACCAUCUUCUGCCGGGCAGGCAAGAGAUGAGGAUGGCUAGCAGUCGUACUGUACCAUCUUCUGCUGAGCAGCCAUGAGAUGUGGAUGGCAUGCAGUCCUUCUGCACCGUCUGCUGCCAGCCAAAGAUGUAAAAGAUAGAUGGAGUGGAUCAAAACAAGAAAUAGACCAGAUUUGUUUUGUACUCAUUUGCUUCCCCCCCUCCCCUGUCUAGGGGACUCAUUCCUCUAGGUCACACUGCAGUCACUCACAGAGAAGGUGCAGCGAGGUAAAUCUAGCCAUGUAUCAAUCAGAGGCCAGGCUAACCUCUUUGUUCCAAUAAGAACAAUAACUUAGGUGCACCAUUUCUUAUUGGAACCCUCCGUGAAGUCCUGCCUGAAAUACUCCUUGAUGUAAAGCCACCCCCUUUGUUGAUUUUAGCUCCCUGAAGCCAACCCUGUAAGCCGUGUCCUCAGUCGCCCCUCCCUGCGUCAGAGCAACGGCAAACAAUCGUGCAUCUGAGUUGAGAGUGCUGUCCAGAGCGGUCAAAAUGGAGCACUCUGGGAUAGCUCCCGGAGGCCAAUACUGUCGAAUUGUGUCCACAGUACCCCAAAUUCGAGCCGGCAAGGCCGAUUUAAGCGCUAAUCCACUUGUCGGGUGGAGUAAGGAAAUCAAUUUUAAGAGCCCUUUAAGUCAAAAUAAAGGGCUUCAUCGUGUGGACGGGUGCAGGUUUACAUCGAUUUAAUGCUGCUAAAUUCGACCUAAAGUCCUAGUGUAGACCAGGGCUCAGAGAGAGAGGCUAUGUUUACAAGCAACCUUUCAAAAGAAUUGGCUGUCCUGUCCUGUUCUAGUUUUUAACAUCUCAAUCAGAUGAACAUUACUGCUACUUCCUACUGCACUCCCACCCAUUGAUGUGUUCAUUCUUAAUAUGGACCAACACAUACCUACUGUAAAUUUGCUCAAAAAAGGAAAUAUUGUUCACAUUUGGGCAAACAAGGAAAAUUUAGUUUUUAAUCAUAAUUGUUUAAACCUUUGGCACCUGUGGAAAUUUUAGGCCAUUGGUAAAGGGGCAUUCUUUUCAAGAAACAGCAUGUUGUUUUUAUAAAUGGGAGUUUUAUCUAAAGUCUAAUGUUUUGAGCAAGGGUCUAGCUGUCAAGAUUCCUGGGUUUUAUUCCUAACUAUGUCAGAAUCUAACCUUUAGCAAAUGACUAAUCUGUAUAAACCUCUCUAAAAUGUGCAUGCUAUCUACUGUAAAGUAGUGUUGAGGUCUAACAUUGUAAUGCUUGUGAGAUCUGUGGAUGGAAGAUCCUAUAUCUCAUUUUAUCUGAAGUGAGAAGUACCAUCUUUUUUUCCUUAUCCCAAAGGCUGCUGUGUCUUGUCAGAUAAAUUGUCAAAUUUUCAUAGCUUUCCAAAUGAGCACCUCUUUCAUUUACCUAAGCAGUAAAUUAAAUUUAUUUGAGCAUUCAUUAAAUUUCUUUAACUUGUGUGUUGUUGCACUCUUAUUGUUUGCAAGGUCCAUUUUAAAAUAUAUAUUUAUAGGGCCAAAUUCACUAGUGCAUUCUGGCUACUAUACGCCAUUCAAGCAAUACAAAGCAGCUGAAAAUCUGGUGUAACUGACCACUUAAAUUGGGUUUGCAGCUGCUUUGCAUUGCCAGAGUGGCAUACAAUGGCACAAUCGUACUAAUGAAUUUCACCUACAGUGAAGGCUGUAUUUUUUGCCAUGAGGCAGUCAUAGGUUUUUAACAUUAUAUCCAUGAUUUCUGAGGCUUGUGGAUAGAUGGAUGUAACAAUGAACAGUUGAAUCAAUUUUACUAAGAACUUGGAGUCGUCAAAUUUAAAACUUCAUCUGUAAAGGGAGGUAGAGACAGAUGGAAAUCCAGUACUAUCGAGGAAUCUGUACAGUGCUGCUGUCCCUCCUGCCUUUGCAGAGACCAGCAAAUUGUGCCAUAAAGGCAGCAUUUAGAGUCUCUUGCCUGCCCAUCUUUCCAUGCUACUUCUGUGCACUGAGGGCCUGAUCUUGUGCCAUUUAAGUCAACAGAAGUUUUAUUGUUGACUUCAGUCGGAACAAGGUUGGGGCUCUAGUGGGCAAGCAAGGGGAAAUGGUUCUAAACGGGUUUUACUCUUCUGUCCUGUUUCUAUAAACACUUAUGCAUAUGCUAAGCUUCAUUACUCUAAAUUUCCCCAUUGGGACUGCUCAAAGCUGUAAAGUUAAACAUAGGCAUAAGUGUUGCCAAGAUUAGGGCCUAAAUCACUUUUCAGUGUGUUUAAAUUGACAUUUUGUGACAAAAGACACAAAUUUGUCUUUUUGCCUCUUAUUCAGUGAGCAGUCUGACUUUUGUAUCAUUUAUCAUGGCAGAGCACUAGCCUCAGCACUUUAUAUAAGGAAUUAGUAAACUAAAACUGUCACCAUUGCAAACAUCUAAGAUAGUAAAAGUAACUAAGAUGACAUAAAAUAUGACAAAAUACUAGUGAACAGAUAUUGCCUAAUGUAAUUCCAUUCAUGAAUUAGAAAGCCACAAACCAUAAGUAUAAAUGUAACCCGUUUACAUAUGGUACAUUGAUAUCAUCUUCCUCUGUUAUCAUUAGGUAGUAAUAUUGAUUAAUGUUCUCAUUGAAUUUCUUGUUUUAACACUUCUUGGAGGUAAAUUUUGAAAAGCACUGAAAGCAGAAUACUCAUGGUGUGAUAAAUUACAAUUUUUUUCUGUGAACUUUGCCUUGAUUCACAGCUCACGCAGUAUGUAGAACUUCAUGACAAAUAAAGGAAGGAAGGACUGAAGAAUUCUGUUUGUUUAUAUGAACAUGUUCCUUUAGCUUUUACUGUGAAGUUGUACAAAAGCCAAAGCAAAUUCCAAUCUUACACUGUUGUAGAUUAGGAGUAACUCCAUUGUAGUCAAUGGAGUUACUUCCAUGUAAAGCUAGUAUACGAUCUCCGAUUCAAAAUCCCUGUGUUACCCCCCAAGGCUAUAAUAAUGGCAAGUUAAGGAUCUAAAAUAUUGGGCCUGAUCGUGCUCUUAUAUUGUGUAAUUGAUUUCAGUGGAGUUACACCAGAGUGAGAACAUAAUCAGUCUCCUUUUGUCUUUGUUUUGUGUUCUCUAGUGUUUGUUCCUGUAUGUCCUUAAUUUCUUAAUGUCCAUAUGUUAAUAUACAUGUUUAACUUGUAUUUUCAAAGCAGUGAAAUAAUGUGCUAGUAACUCAGAAGUUUUCAUUAUCUAUCCUGUGACCAACAAAAUGGAGUCUUCAUGUCGGGCUGUUUUUGUUUCUAUAAAGAGUUCUUCUGCUUCUUUGUUGUUAGUUGUUGAUAUAGCACUAUAUGUCUGUGUUCACAAUAUCUAUACAAAACUCUCCAUUUAAAAAGCACUUAAAAUUACUGCACCACAGUGUAUGAAAAAAUUGUGGUAGCUCAGGCAACAUAAUGUAGUAGCUAUUGGUGAAUGCUGGGUAUUUUCCUCAAUUAGUUUUAAGCUUUAGUUAUGCAGCCCUAUUCCCAUAUAUGAAAGAGAAUUGCUUUAGUUGGCUAAUUUGAGAAACCAGUUAUAGACUUUCCAGAAAAUUAUACAUACUGAAGGUGAUUCUUAAAGGGUGCAACUAAUUAAACUGUGCCAAUUGGUUCCAAUGUGGUAUUUGUUGUGACUGCAUUAUAAAUGCUGAAUCCAACUUUGCGCAGUGUAGAGAAAUUUCUCAUUGUAUCACUAAUGAAAUCAAAAAGUACUGUUCACAACAUUCUAGAAACAUGUCAACAGAGACAUUAGAUCUUUGUUUUAGUUCUGUAACAUGAACUUAAUAUUAAGUGAGCAACUGUAUGAAGAACUGUAUUUGUUUCAGUUUCCAGAAAAACUAGAGUAACUUUCUUUUGUUACACACUUGACCAAUCAGCACAACAGCUCCUUCUAAUACGUUAAUAGAAACAGCAUUAAACUGAAUUCUGGUUCUGUCUGCCUUGAAUGAUCUGGAUGCUUUCUGAUGGUAAUGUUAUCUCUUAUGAAUGUCUGCACAAUGUCCAUAUUUAUUGUAUUGUCCACAUGGAGUAACUUACUAAGUUUUCAGAGUAGCAGCCGUGUUCUUUUUUCGCAAAAAGAAAAGGAGUACUAGUGGCACCUUAGAGCCUAACCAAUUUAUUUGAGCAUAAGCUUUCGUGAGCUACAGCUCACUUCGUCAAAUGCAUUUGAUGAAGUGAGCUGUAGCUCACAAAAACUUAUGCUCAAAUAAAUUGGUUAGUCUCUAAGGUGCCACUAGUACUCCUUUUCUUUUUACUAAGUUUUGAACACGUGUAGGUAGCUCUCCUUUCUUCUUUGCAUAAUGAUGCUAAUGUAUCAGAAUUAUUGUUCAAAGUAUAACCAUUUUCAUUGCUAAAUGUGAGCAACAUAAGUUCUAAAAAUGUCUUCCAACCACUGAAAUGUUCUUGUAUCAGCAGCUUUAUGUUCUAUCAAGCAUUUUUUAUGACUGAAAUAAAAGUAAAACACUGCCACAUAAACAGA